AUGUUCACAUGGUCCUCAUCUGAAUUGUACUUAUCAGUCGGGCACAUCGCUGAGUCAUGCGCGUCUGAACAGCGCCUGUGCUACAACUGUCGUCAGCCAGGCCACGAAAGUGCCAACUGUCCGGCUCCGCGCACUGUCAGUGCCAAGCAGUGCUACUCGUGUGGUGGAAUCGGGCAUGUGCAGGCCGACUGCCCCAGUCUGAGGGUGGCGGCGGCUGCGUCUGGUGGAGGGACCAUGAAGUGCUACGGUCACAUCGCACGUCUUUGCCCCACUAGCAACUCGGGCUUCUCCAUGGCUUUCCGCGGUGGACCUGGUGCCGGUCGUGGUGGUCCGCCCGGAGGAGGUCCCAUCAAGUGUUACCGCUGCGGGCAGCUCAACCACUAUGCCCGUGACUGUAUGGCCGCGCCUGGAACGACCCCGGCGCUGGAUGCGCCAUUGGCCGCUGGAAGCGCUGCCGGGGUGAGGCCCUCGAAGACUUGCUACCGGUGCCACGAGGAGGGUCACGUAAGAGUAUUCUAG
This is a messenger RNA of Dacryopinax primogenitus, 519 nucleotides long. RefSeq lists its product as uncharacterized. The transcript is spliced from 2 exons. Gene Ontology annotation, molecular function: translation regulator activity; mRNA binding; zinc ion binding. The coding region runs from base 1 to 519 and encodes 172 amino acids. Gene Ontology annotation, biological process: positive regulation of cytoplasmic translation. Lineage: Eukaryota; Fungi; Basidiomycota; Dacrymycetes; Dacrymycetales; Dacrymycetaceae. Gene Ontology annotation, cellular component: cytoplasm. The record is from RefSeq and is a predicted model, not a curated record.